Molecule: messenger RNA, 5114 nt
Organism: Lytechinus pictus (painted urchin)
Lineage: Eukaryota; Metazoa; Echinodermata; Echinoidea; Temnopleuroida; Toxopneustidae
Product: S-adenosylmethionine sensor upstream of mTORC1-like
Exons: 4
Coding region: 656-1819 (387 amino acids)
Biological process (GO): negative regulation of TORC1 signaling
Source: RefSeq, a predicted model, not a curated record
GAGGCAGUGGAAGAUUUCCAGCUGUAAUGGUUGUCUACACAAAAGACUGAGCAAAUCGAUCGCGGUCGAGUUGCUGUGCCCUGUUCAAAAAACAGCUGGUUCACUUGCAUUGCAAUACGGACAGGAAUAGCAGCCAUCAGCUGAUUGCUGAGAGGGGCUAUCAAGAUCGGAUGCUUAGCAAGCCGAAUAGGCUACUAAUUUUUGUCCUGUGAUAACUUUUUUUUUUGUAAAUUCAAACGACAAACUGAUACCAUUGUUGGAGAAGUGCUGCUGCUACUUCACUUUAUUGCAUUCCAGCAGAGUCAGAGAAUUAUUUAGAUUUCUCCUCGAUCUCAUCAUCGCAGAUCACUCAGGCUUUCGUCCGUCGUUGUCGUUGACUUGACCCUUUUUAUAUCUGAUUUGAGAAAUUUGUGGGACAAAUUGUCAAUAGAAAAGGAGCUUCCAAAGAUUGCAACCAAAGUACUAAGGAAAGGAUCUACUUGUUUUGAUUGUUUUUCAUACAAAAAAGGUACCGGUACGGUACCAUCCGAAUUUCUGAAAGUGAAAAAUCACCAAAUCGAUUUCGAAGUGGACUGCCAUUACCAGACUUGCCGCGCAAGUUGGACUGCAACUAGCACUGUGUAUCGGGCUCUGUUGCUCUUGACGCUUGGCAAAGAUGACUUGCUGUUUGACAUUUAUAUCUCAUCCACAAGGUUUGACCUUGCAGACUGGGCCAUUCUAUUCAUUAUAUGACACAGCUGGUGGCGACUAUGAAAAGAUCUGGAAUGAACACUGUGAAGAUGAAGUCUCCUUGGGAGAAUAUGCCUAUGCCAUGCAACACCUUGCUCAAGAACAUUGGUCAGCUAAACAUGCAGAUGACAGGAUAAAAUGGUGCCAUGAUGCUUGCAUAGAAUACUUCUUUCAAGGUGGUAUGAAAACUGUACUGGACAAGGAUAGGAGGAGAAGGGAACACCAUCGACAAAGGAAGGAGGAAUCUAGGUGGCUGUGCAAUGGCUCUACCUUCGUUAGGAACCUUAAUGGCAAUUCAAAUGGCAACAAUAUAUCAUCAUCAUUACUCUCUUCACUAGAAGAAUUUCACCAACAGUAUUUUGACCAAACACAUCCCUUAGGCAACAGGCAUAAUGCAAUAUCUCUGCCAUUUUCUGGCCAGUUAAGACUUCUAGAUGUAGGCAGCUGUUUCAAUCCAUUCCUAGAAUAUGAUGAAUUCCUAGCAGUUGGUAUAGACAUCUCACCUGCAGUUGAAAGUGUUCAUAAAUGUGACUUCUUGAAUCUUCAAAUACAACAACCUCUUCAAGUAGCUCCAGACACAGUAAAUAGAUACCUAAGAACGUUAAAAAGUCCUGUGGAGACACUUCCUAGGGAGUGCUUUCAUGUCAUAGUCUUCUCUCUGCUUCUGUCCUACUUUCCUUCACCAUACCAAAGAUGGAUUUGUUGUCAGAAGGCUCAUCAACUGUUACAGAUGAAUGGCCUUCUCUUAAUCAUCACCCCUGACUCCUCUCAUCAGAACCGUAAUGCUGGUAUGGUCAAGAGCUGGAGGACUGCCAUAGAGUCAUUGGGGUUCACCAGAUGGCGCUACCGUAAGGAUACACACAUGCACUAUAUGGCCUUCCGUAAGACUUCUCAAGAACCACCAGCUGACCUGUCUGGCAAUGAAGUUGGACCAGACAUGCUCUACAUCCCACAGGACUUUAAUGAAGAAGUAGAGGAAAGCGUGUUUUCUGACUGUCUUCCCAAGACCGAAGCAGAGAUAGCCGACUUGAGCGAGGCCUUCAAUGAACUGCCAUCACAUUUUGUUGAUGAUUUAUCUGAGCUAUGGUAGAAGUCUUCAAUAAGACUAUAUCAAAAAUAACCUCAGAAUAGAGACAGAACCUUGGAAUUCAGUUCUUUCAAGAUGGUGUUUGAAUGAGUAUAUUUGUUUCAGAUAGUAUAAGUGCCUUUUUCCAAACUCACCAGCUAUCAAAUCUUGUCACUAUGAAUAAUGUUUGUAUGUAAAAAAAAAAAGACUAAAUAUGGUAUAGAUUGGCAGGGGGUACAGGAAAUAUUUCCCUAUGAUAAUUAAUUGUUACAUAAUUCAAUGAGAAGUCCACCAAUUUCUAUUUUCCAUGGCCUGUGAAGACUAUAAAAAAAUUUCAUGGCGUUUCAGAUGAUAUUGAAUACACAUGAAAUGUCAAUUGUAACUUUGUGAAACGCUUGAUAUAAUCGAGUGCUGCUCACAAGAUGUCACCAAAUUUAAACAUUUUAUUAUCUUGUUAUUCUUUAGUGGAAUGUGGUUAACCCUUUAUUGAUAUGUCUCAGCCAGCUUGCUGUUAUGAUGAACACCCUUUAAUGAUUGAAGAGUACUACAUUGUGAAAGUAUCUUCCAACUAUAAUUUUAAUUUUGAAAUGGAAAACCCAUCUGCUCAAAUAUCCCAUUGCUUUUGUGUAAUGAAGUAAAAGGCACAUUGGUGUGUAGUGUCACUUGGAUGUUCUUGUGAAUUGUUUUAGCAUUUGAUCAAAUGACAAAUCAGUUGGAUGUUGUUAUACAUAUAUGUGUGAUGCUUAAAAGUAGCAUGUAGAAUGAUAAAUGACAUACAGUCUUGCAAUGCAACUGUGUAGAUCAUCUCAAAUGUUCCCCUAUAAAUUAAGUUGUAAAAUACUUAACCCCAGUACCCUGUGAUACCCUCUUCCUCAUUCUUCCUAUAUUCAUUACAAUUCUAGUACUCUUUGAAUUUAGACCCCCCCCCCCCUUUUUUUUUUUUUUUAGAGUGGGGUUGGGUGGGCUAUCUUACUAUAUUUAUCAACCCUGCUUAGAAUCAAAGUUAGCAUUAAUUUUUGUAAUAAACAGGGAGUACUACUUUGAAUUUCAUCCAAUCUGCUGUUUGAAAAAGUUGGUUCCAGAAAUUCUACAGUCCAUCCACUAUUGAGUGAUGUCAUGGGUAGUAUUGGUUAGGGCCUGUCUUUAACUAAAGAUUCAAUUUCAGUGUUAGAGCAAUAAUGAGAAAACACUCCCUUCUGUUCAUAUGAGAAGGAUUUAAGUUGGGUUCUAUGUCCGGACAUCUUUGCUAUUGGAACUUUCACGUCUUACAAUAUCAUCCAACAUAUUUUCCAACAGUUUUGUGUAGAUUUGCUUGGAUUUUUUAUUUUCUGUUUCAUCUGUCCAGACAUAGAAGGUCUUUAUCUGAGGUCUUCAUUUAUAUUCUGUUGGCAUUCACCAGCCUAUCAAUCAGUAUUAGCUCUAUUGAACAAGAAAUGCUGUAUGUUUCUCACGUAGCAAACAAAAUUCAUCAUAUCUACCUAUCUAUACACCUUUAAUCUGAUGCUAAUUUCUUACAAGGUCUGUGAUUAUUUUUGUGGUCACUAAGUUGUGAACAAUUCAUCUUCAGUAUUAUUAUUAUUCAGUGCACUUCUGGUAGUGUGGACAUGAUAAAAUAUCACUUGGAUAUGAAGUAUAGUGCAAUUUUUCUCUUUUUAUGACUAUUCACAUUCAAUUUUAGGAAGGUUCAUGUAUGUGAUACAUGUAUGCAUUUACUAGUGCUGUUAUCGAUAACCUCUUGAUCAUUGUUGAUAAUACCCGCUAUUAAGGACAUGACAGUGAUUUUCCGCAAUUGCGGAAAACGGACAGAAUUCACGGAAACGGCCUUUUGAAAGCAGUUUUUCAAACGGAAAAUGUAUUUUUCCUCAAAAUGCACAAAACAGCAACAGAAAUUACUCCAAAAUAUCAGCAAAAUACAAUUACUUUUUACAAAACACAAUCUCUCUUUUUAUAUUCAAUCAAUGCAUAAAAAAUGUGAAUUGAUUAUGUUCUUUUGUCGAUAGUUAUCGAUAUCGGAAAGAUAUUUUUAGCGAUAUAUCAACAGAAUUUUGUUGCUGAUAACAGCACCAGCAUUUACAGCAUUUCAAAUGAUAAGGUUUUGUAAUAGUUAAUGCUGCAUUUUUAGCUAAUUUCUCCAAGGGCUUUUUUAGGACUUUGGAUGUUAUCGCCCUACUUUAACUCAAACAUCAAUAAAAGAAAAAUCCUACUAUGUAUACAUCCAUAUACCUCAAAUUGUUUCAAUUCAAAACAAGGUUGAUGUACAUGUAAUAGGGAUGAAUUCAAAGUUGUGAGAGUUAGAACCACUCCACCAAGAAGCUUUAAUAAUAAACUUCCAUGGAGAAUGGUGUCAUGAUCCAUCCAUUAAUUAUUCUCUAUUGGUGCAUAGUGAAUUUAACAUUUAUAUAUUCUGUAUGUCACACCAAAUAAGUGUAUAAAACCCAGCCACUGGCCAACCAUGUUUAGUUUUUUAGAGAGUUGUGAUGUCCAUUCCAUUUAUGCUCUAUAUCAAAUAUCUUACCUUUGCUUUUCAUUUCAAUAUGAUAGUCCAUCCAAAUAGAACUUUGGUGAUGUAGUGUGUACACCACAUAAGGGUUAUUUCAUAAUAUUUUCAUUAUAUGCAAAAGGUAAGCAUGAACUGCAAACCAUUGAUGUGUAAUUACAUGUACAUGUAGUUCCAUUCCCUGCUAUGACAACUAUUGGAGUGAACUCUCCAAUGGUAUUGUGAUUUUUUUUUAUGCUCAUCAGAAGCUUUCUAAAUGCCAAAUUGAUUUUUUUGUUUUCUACCUGUACUUAUUUUGUUAGUUGUCAAUACUGAUUUUAUAAGCCACUAUGUCACGAACUUCUUUCUGUAUUUUUUGUUAUCUCUAUCUUUUUCUUUCUUUCUUCAAAAAGCAGAGUGUACAUGGGACGGGAGGCAACCAAAUUUAAGUGAUGUGAAUAUUAUAUUCCUCUUGAAAUAGCACAGUAAAGUUAUAGGUGAAUCCUCAAUUUCCAGUGGCAGAAAUAAGAUUGAAUAAAUGAAAAAUAUUGGAUGCGAAAUAGUAUUUGAAUUAUUGCAUAGGACAAUCUGUUGUGCCAAAAUAGAAAAAUACUUGGGUAGAAGCUGGACAAUGGACAGCAUAACAUAUAUUCUAAAAAUCAUUACUUGACAUCCAGUUUUCAGUGACAGGGUUUGCUAGCUGGCUAAACACAAUGUCUGGAAUAAAUAUAUCGAUAUAAAAUGCUAGGAAUAUAUAUCUAUGUUUGUACAUGUUUUAUGUAUUUGAAAUACUCUUGUUGAUAUUUUGUUAAGAAGAGAUUGAUUAAAUUUUGCAAAAGCAUA